GCCGCCGCCGCUGCUCACCCGCCACAGGAGCAGCCCUGGCAGUGCCGGAUGGAGUGGCUGCACCGGGGCCAGGGAGAGGGAGACGGACCGGGCCGGACAUGCUGGCCGCCCCGAGGACUGUGCCCGCUGGCGGGGGAAGACUUGGCCGCCUCCUUCCCAAGUGCUGCCGGUCUCCGCGGACACGCGUCUCCCCCGGAGUCAUCACCGGGGACGGGAGGACCUGCCGCUCGCCCCUGGACCAGGUGCCCUGAGGUGAGCGCCAGGCCCGCUGAGCCUCCCCAAGCCGCCAGCCAUGCCCGGGAUCGUGGUGUUCCGGCGGCGCUGGUCUGUGGGCAGCGAUGACCUGGUCCUGCCAGCCAUCUUCCUCUUCCUCUUGCACACCACCUGGUUUGUAAUCCUGUCCGUGGUGCUCUUCGGCCUGGUCUACAACCCGCACGAGGCCUGCUCCCUGAACCUGGUGGACCACGGCCGCGGCUACCUGGGCAUCCUGCUGAGCUGCAUGAUCGCUGAGAUGGCCAUCAUCUGGCUGAGCAUGCGUGGGGGCAUCCUCUACACAGAGCCCCGCGACUCCAUGCAGUACGUGCUCUACGUGCGCCUGGCCAUCCUGGUGAUCGAGUUCAUCUACGCCAUUGUGGGCAUCGUCUGGCUCACUCAGUACUACACCUCCUGCAACGACCUCACUGCCAAGAAUGUCACCCUUGGGAUGGUCGUGUGCAACUGGGUGGUCAUCCUGAGCGUCUGCAUCACCGUCCUCUGUGUCUUCGACCCCACGGGCCGCACCUUUGUGAAGCUCAGAGCCACCAAGAGGAGGCAGCGCAACCUGCGGACCUACAACCUGCGGCACCGCUUAGAGGAGGGUCAGGCCACCAGCUGGUCGCGUCGGCUCAAAGUGUUCCUGUGCUGCACGCGGACGAAGGACUCCCAGUCAGAUGCCUACUCGGAAAUCGCCUACCUCUUCGCCGAGUUUUUCCGGGACCUCGACAUCGUGCCAUCCGACAUCAUUGCCGGCCUGGUGCUGCUCCGGCAGCGGCAGCGGGCCAAGCGCAACGCCGUGCUGGACGAGGCGAACAAUGACAUCUUGGCCUUCCUGUCUGGGAUGCCAGUGACCAGAAACACUAAGUACCUCGACCUCAAGAACUCGCAAGAGAUGUUGCGCUACAAAGAGGUCUGCUACUACAUGCUCUUCGCCCUGGCGGCCUACGGCUGGCCCAUGUACCUGAUGCGGAAGCCGGCCUGCGGCCUCUGCCAGCUGGCCCGGUCCUGCUCGUGCUGCCUAUGCCCCGCGCGGCCCCGAUUCGCCCCUGGGGUCACCAUCGAGGAAGACAACUGCUGCGGCUGCAACGCCAUCGCCAUCCGGCGCCACUUCCUGGACGAGAACAUGACUGCGGUGGACAUAGUCUACACAUCCUGCCACGACGCGGUCUACGAAACUCCCUUCUACGUGGCAGUGGACCAUGACAAGAAGAAGGUGGUGAUCAGCAUCCGCGGAACCCUGUCCCCCAAGGAUGCCCUGACCGACCUGACGGGCGAUGCUGAGCGCCUCCCCGUGGAAGGCCACCACGGCACCUGGCUGGGUCACAAGGGAAUGGUCCUGUCGGCCGAGUACAUCAAGAAGAAGCUGGAGCAGGAGAUGGUUCUGUCCCAGGCCUUCGGGCGAGACCUGGGUCGCGGAACCAAGCACUACGGCCUGAUUGUGGUGGGCCACUCCCUGGGCGCCGGUACUGCCGCCAUCCUCUCCUUUCUCCUGCGCCCGCAGUACCCGACCCUCAAGUGCUUUGCCUACUCCCCCCCAGGGGGCCUGUUGAGUGAGGACGCCAUGGAGUACUCCAAGGAGUUUGUGACCGCUGUGGUUCUGGGCAAAGACCUCGUCCCCAGGAUCGGCCUCUCACAGCUGGAGGGCUUCCGCAGGCAACUCCUGGACGUCCUGCAGCGCAGCACCAAGCCCAAGUGGAGAAUCAUCGUGGGGGCCACCAAAUGCAUCCCCAAGUCGGAGCUGCCCGAGGAGGUGGAGGUGACCACCCUGGCCAGCACACGGCUCUGGACCCACCCCAGUGACCUGACCAUCGCCCUCUCGGCCAGCACCCCGCUCUACCCGCCCGGCCGGAUCAUCCACGUGGUCCACAACCACCCUGCUGAGCAGUGCUGCUGCUGUGAGCAGGAGGAGCCCACGUACUUCGCCAUCUGGGGCGACAACAAGGCCUUCAACGAGGUGAUCAUCUCGCCGGCCAUGCUGCACGAACACCUCCCCUACGUGGUCAUGGAGGGGCUCAACAAGGUGCUGGAGAACUACAACAAGGGGAAGACGGCCCUACUCUCUGCUGCCAAGGUCAUGGUGAGUCCCACCGAGGUGGAUCUGACUCCCGAGCUCAUCUUCCAGCAGCAGCCGCUGCCCACGGGGCCACCCAUGCCCGCUGGCCUGGCGCUGGAGCUGCCCACUGCAGGUCAUCCCAACAGCAGUGUCAGGAGCAAGUCCCAGUCCGAGAUGAGCCUGGAGGGUUUCUCCGAAGGGCGGCUGCUGUCCCCCGUGGCCGCGGCAGCCCGCCAGGACCCCGUGGAGUUGCUGCUGCUGUCCACGCAGGAGCGGCUGGCGGCGGAGCUGCAGGCCCGGCGGGCGCCGCUGGCCACCAUGGAGAGCCUGUCGGACACCGAGUCGCUGUACAGCUUCGACUCGCGCCGCUCCUCGGGCUUCCGCAGCAUCCGCGGCUCGCCCAGCCUCCACGCCGUGCUGGAGCGCGACGAGGGCCACCUCUUCUACAUCGACCCCGCCAUCCCCGAGGAGAACCCGUCGCUGAGCUCGCGCACCGAGCUGCUGGCGGCCGACAGCCUGUCCAAGCACUCGCAGGACACGCAGCCGCUGGAGGCGACGCCGGGCAGCGGGGGCGUCACCCCGGAGAGGCCCCCCAGCGCGGCAGCCAAAGAGGAGGAGGCGGCGGCGGCGGCGGCAGCGGCAGCGGCGGGCGGCAGUCCCACCCCCAGCCCCGCCCCCGCCCCCGCCCCCGCCCCUCAAGGGGAGCUGGCGCUGCACAAUGGGCGCCUGGGGGACUCGCCCAGCCCCCAGGUGUUGGAGUUCGCCGAGUUCAUCGACAGCCUCUUCAACCUGGACAGCAAGAGCAGCUCCUUCCAGGACCUCUACUGCAUGGUGGUGCCCGAGAGCCCCACCAGCGACUACACCGAGGGCCCCAAGUCCCCCAGCCAGCAAGAGAUCCUCCUCCGGGCCCAGUUCGAGCCCAACCUGGUGCCCAAGCCCCCGCGGCUCUUUGCCGGCUCGGCCGACCCCUCGUCGGGCAUCUCGCUCUCGCCCUCUUUCCCCCUCAGCUCCUCUGGGGAGCUCAUGGACUUGACGCCCACGGGCCUCAGCAGCCAGGAGUGCCUGGCAGCCGACAAGAUCCGGACUUCCACCCCCACGGGCCAUGGGGCCAGCCCGGUCAAGCAGGAUGACCUGGUCAUCUCGGCGCGUUAGCAUCCCCACAGCGGCUGCCAGCUGAGGCCCAGGCCAGAACAGGUGGCUGCCCCUUAGCUGGGCAGCUUUGAGGAGAGGCCCCUAGGGGCCAGGUAGCCCCAGGCAUGGGGCCUCACUGCUGAGCUUGGGGGGUCUGCAUCCCUACCUCAGCCUAGGACCCCCAGAGCCAAGGUGGCUGGGAUCUGGUCUCCCAGAUGCGGAAAGGUGGCAGAGCCCGGGCCAUCCUAAGCCUGACUGCCCCCAGCAGGGGCACCUGGCACCCCCUGUCCUGGGCCAGGCCUUGGGAAGCUGGCUCCCCUCGCUGCCCUCUGGCUGCGUUGCCAGGGCGGUGAUGGCGAGCAGCCCCUCCACACGUACUCUCAUCUGUGGGCCAGGCUGGCACUUGCCCUGCCCCCCCCCCCCCAGACCUGGUGCCUGCUGGCGGCCCACAGUGCUGUGUAUGUUUACAGAGGCUGCUGGGCUGGCUCAGGAUGUGCCCUGGGCGUGCAAGCCCCUCGUGCCCUCCCUGCCCUGGCAUGUGCUCAGUAACUUCCUUUCUGAGCAGGACCAGAGGCAGCCCAGGAGCCUGGAAGGGCAUGGUGGAGAAUGGGGUGAGAGUUGCCCCUUCUCUGCCAGUACCCCUUAUGCUAGCCCCUCGGUCUGUGGGUCCUGGGCACACUUGGCCCCAGGGCUCCCAGCCACUCAGAGGGCGGUGGGCACUGCUGUGGCUCCCCUGGCUGUAGACUCAGUGCCCUUGGAGGAGCGAGGCCACUAGGAGCCUCCUUCCUCCAAGUGUCCCCCAACUCCCUAUGUACCUCCCCUACCCAGUGCCUAGGCAGCUCUGGGCCCUGGGAUCUGAAACCAAACACUCCUCUGUCCACCUCACCUCUCUCCUCACCGGCCUGCGCUCCUACUUGGGAACUGGGUUUUCUUCCCUCCCACCCCCAGUAUCCUAUUGGCAGGAAGUGGGGCCAAGAGGGGGGUAUUGUGGGACUUGGCAAGACACCCUGUGCCCGCUGCCCAGGUUGGAGGCCAGGAGGCAGGGGGUUGCCCUGGUUUAGCCUGAGGCUCCCACAGGGGUUCCUUCCCUGUUGGGUUUGGGAAGCGGCUGGGAAGGUGGAGACUCUGCCUUUGUCCAGAGGCAGGCGUGGGGGAGGUUGUGCAUGCUAGUGUCAGGCGUGUGUGUGCAUGUGCAUGUGUGUGCACCAUUCCUGAGGAAGGGGCUGCUGGGCACUGCCCACCCUACCUGCCCUGCCUGCCUGCUGCGCCCCCCAGCCUGCCAAGAACACAGUGAGCAUGAUGGGGCCUGCAAGGUGGGGCCUCAGGAGGAGCUCAGUUUCAGACACCACUCGUUCCCCUUUUCUCACCUGCUGCUCUGACCCCUAGUUUGGAAGACGCCUGUACCGUGUAGCAGGCGCUGACUGCCUGCUGGUGCCUUCGUCCCCUUGGAGGCAUGAUCCCUCCCAGUCUGGCCCUACCCACAACCUCCCUGGGCCGCCUGGGCUUCCCUGACCAAGACCCUAUCUCGUGAUCACUGGGACCUGGAGGCAGAACCUUGUUCCCCCACCCCUCACAUGGCUGCCCUGGUUGGGGGCCCGGGGAGCACCUGCCAGCCCUGACAGACGGGGACAGAGACCCGGGAGCUGGGCCUCCCGCCUCGUCUGUGACGCACCCUCACCUGUCUCCAGGACACUCUUCCCCUGCUGAGGCACAGCCCCAGCCCAGCACAGAAGCAGGACAAAAUCAGAGGCUCUUAGAGCUUAAAAAGACAAAAUAUUAAAUCAGAAAAAAAGUUCCAACAAGCACCCAGCCAGUAGCAGCGAGAGACUCGGUGUCUGGCCUUUUAAUUCCUCCUGUGCCAGGGUGGGUCCUAGGCCCCCUUAAGGUGGGCGUAUCACCCACCCAUGCCCAGGCCUGAGCCAUCAGGGACAGACCCCCCCAACCCCAAGGCUGCAACCACGCCAUGUUACAGGCUUGGGGCUGGGGCAGGCUUGGACUCAGCCCUGGAUACCCAGGGUCAGCCCCCUCACUGGCCCCUCUCCACCAGCCCCAGAAGGAUGGGCCUGCUGCACGUCUCACUCCUCCACCCCAUGCCGCAUUCAGGGGGGUCUGAGCCACCCCCCUCAGCCCAGCUCGGCUCAGCCCGACCCCCACUCCGUCCCCCAGACCCGCAGCACAAGCUCUGCCAGCCACGUGCUGGCCUGCCCUCCCGGGGCCUGGGUGACCUCCAUAUGCAAUGGGUAACGAGCGCCGGGCCCCACACACCCUCACGCACUCUCUACGUGCCAUUCUCCCGUGACUUUUUUUUGUACUUAAUGUAUGAAAGAUCCACACUAAUAUUGCUGUAAAAAGGAGAGACAGAUUAAUAUAGCUUAUUCUAUAAAUACAUCUGUAUAUAAAGGUUUCUGUAUAUUGUAUAGAGCUAUGUAUAAACUGGAUGUAGA
Molecule: messenger RNA, 5883 nt
Organism: Lepus europaeus (European hare)
Lineage: Eukaryota; Metazoa; Chordata; Mammalia; Lagomorpha; Leporidae
Gene: DAGLA
Product: diacylglycerol lipase alpha
Exons: 20
Coding region: 293-3460 (1055 amino acids)
Biological process (GO): lipid metabolic process
Cellular component (GO): dendrite membrane; postsynaptic membrane
Source: RefSeq, a predicted model, not a curated record